GUGUGGCGCGCAUGCGCGGGCACUAAAGGCCGCCGGUGUCCCGCAGGGAGAGGGGGUCGGCCUCUGCCUGUGAGGCCCCGUCUGGCCGCCUCCCGAGGCUGGCGGCAGGGGCCGGGCGCUCCCUGCUCCGGUGCUCGGGGGCCGCCUCCAGCGAGUCGGAGGCCGGCGCUGCCCGUCCCCGCCUGGCAGGCGCCCCGGGUGGCAGUGGCGGUCCUGCUGCGGCUGGGUGAGGGUGGGCGGGCUGCCUGCCGCCGGCGGGACGUCGCCGCCAUUUCCCGGCCGCGGCCGGGGCUUUGCCCCCCCUUACGCUGCCCGGCACCCCCGGGGCGGGCGGCAGCGCCCUCUGGGCCCCCUCACACCUGCGGCCUCAGGCUGCGAGUAGUAACGAGGCACACGUUAUAUAUAUUGGGGCGAGUUUUGCCUUGCGUGUCACUGCGGGGUGUAACCAAGCGACCAGCUGAGCGGAGGGUUCUGAAGCUUUUUAAAUUAUUACACAGAACCCGGCAAGAAGUUUUUAGAAAUGAUACCAGAGCCCUUGAAGCUGCAAGACAAAAGAUAAAUGAAGAAUUCAAAAAUAACCAAGAUGAGACAUCUGAAGAAAAGAUAAAUGAGCUUCUGAAAAUAGCUUCAGAUGUUGAAGUGAUUCUGAGAACUUCAGUUAUUCAGGCAGUUCACACAGAUUCUGACAAAAUAUUGCUCAUACCCAGGAAGGAUCUGCUACAAGACAACACUCCUUACUUUGAUAAACCAACAAAAAAGCAUGAAUCCUGAGGAAAAUAUACCCUUCUCCCCAGAAGGUUAAUAUCCUGUACUGAGAUCUCUGAAAACCAAUAGUGGAUACCUGUUUUAAAGAUAAAUUUUACAAACAGUUAAGUAUUGUUACCAGGAAAACAGAGACUGAGACCAAGUCACUGAUCUUGUUGUGUGCUGUGGUACCAUCAUGCACUUAGUAUUGUGGAAGACACUACUAUGUCCAUGGAAACUCAAGACGCACAGUUCUCUCAAAAAUACACUGCUAAAUUGUGUCAUUUCAGCCAGGAAUGUUUUUAAUUAUAGCAGUCAUCAGAGAUUGUUUCCUAGUGAUCCGGGAUUCCUAAAAACUAAGUAAAUGCAGUUCUUAAUCCUGAUAAUGUCUAUUUAUAAGUUUGUUGUCAAUCAUAUGCCACUUUGAGGUAAUGAAAAGCCAUCUUGUGGCACUUAUCAUUAAAUCUAUGCUUUGCACCAAAAGCAUGAUUUCUGGAGUCGUCAUUAAUUGUACACUAUUAUACUGUGAUGUUUGAGAGAGUUCUUAAGGUUUAUCUGAAUAAAUUGUUCAGGUUUUACAAAUGGGAGUGAACAUCACAUCACAUCUCACAGAGUUAGUGUAGUGCUUUUCUCCUCCCCCACUCCUUUGAACGAGCAGCAGUGGCAGCGUUUGCUUUCUUAGCUGACAGCGGAACACGAGAACCCAGCCGCAACCUAACCUAAGGAUGUUGUUUUAGAUCAUAUGGUUUAUGAAUUUAAGGUUUUCGUUUUAUCUUGUAAUUAGCAAGUGACUUACCAAAGCAUUUUCCAAAGAAAAGACGCCUGUUGCUCAGUCGCGAGUGAUCUGACUUGCCUAGAGUGAAUUUAUGGAGGGUUUAUUUAGUAAGCCCUUAUCACUUCCACUUUUUUUAAAGGAGGCUUCUUUGCCUUUUGCGGAAUUCAUCACAAUGAUCUGUUCACUUUCAUUUUAAUUGGUUAGAUCAGAUACAACUACGGUGAUACAUAGAAUCUCCUCUGUAUGAAAUCAGUAACAGGCACCGUACUAGGAUCUAAUACCUCACACAGGAGUGAGGUAGCCCAGUAAUAUCUCUCAGCUCUGUUUCAGGUCCCAGUGGUCCUGUUUAUUUUUCAUAAGCCUCCAAGAUGUCAAUAUUGCAUAUCCAUGUGAGUUCUGGCAUGGCUUCACUGACUGAGUAGAAUGGAAAACUAGUGCCUGCAUAUCCAGUCUCCUUUCCUCACACAGCGUGUUGGUGCGGGUUUAGCUGCUACAGCCAAGAGAUCAGUAUGGUCUAACUGCCGGGUGUUGCUGUCUGGAGGCGCUUCUGUGACCUGUACGUAUACGUAUACAAGAGCAGUGCUGCUUAGCAGGACCUGGUAUUUUAAAGGAUUCUUGUGAAGUAAAGUCCAUUAACAGUAACGAGAAGCUUAAGCAGAAUGGAAGCAACCAUUGCAGCUGUUCUUCGCAGGCAUCAGGCCGGGAGAACAUAAGGUCCUGCCAGCCUUAACUCCGAAGCUGGGGAUGCAUUAAACUAAUUGGGGAUCUCUUCAGUGAAUAACGUGCUGCUUAAAGAAAGGACUAGAGUAACUGAAGUUGUGAAAUCCAGGUUCGUGUAACGCUAGAGACCAAAGAAGCAUAUGUAACAAUUCUGUGGUGCUGGGACCAACCUUCUGAAAGAAGACUCUAAAAUAACUUUUUGCCUUCAACUUGUCUGUCCUGGGACUGACUUGUCUUCAGAGAAGAGCUCAACAGAGAAACGAUUUUCACAUUGGAACUAAAUAAAUCUGUUUAAAGAACUUGCCACCUAGAGACAGAUUUACGGAGGUCAAGUCCUGCUUUUCAUCUGCAUUCCCACUUCAAACGGGAAACAAUGAGUGAGUUUUGGUUGUGUUUCAACUGCUGUAUUGCAGAACAGCCUCAGCCU
Messenger RNA from Phalacrocorax carbo (great cormorant), 2666 nucleotides. The record is from RefSeq and is a predicted model, not a curated record. NCBI's taxonomy places the organism in Eukaryota, Metazoa, Chordata, Aves, Suliformes, Phalacrocoracidae.